AUGAGCGGACGGCUUAUAGCAGCGGCCGGGCGUCUCCCAUUGACGCGUCCGGCCGCGACGCAGGCUGCCCGCCAGUAUCACCAUCUACCCUCCGGUGGUCUUCUCCGAGCCGAUGCCGCCGUUCGAGCUACGAGGCAACGCAUGUGGCGUGGAGGAAACGCUUUCCACAAUGCCGUCGUGGUGCGGAAUGCCUCCUUUGUGCGCUUCCUGCCCAAGCUGGCGGCCAAGCUUAUAAGGAUACCCGCCAUGAUGGGCGGCAUUACCGUUGCCGGUUUGGCGUGGGUACAAUACCAGGCGACACAAGCGGGCAACUACGCAUGGGAUGUCUUCAGCACAGGGAAAGACACCGUCGUAAGCACGGCUACCUCCAUGUUCGAUGGCGUCAAAGGAAUCGCCGACCAAACAAUGAAAGGUUGGGAAAACACGAAAGAGCAGGCCGAAUUACCAGAGUGGAUGCAGAAAAUAUUGAGACUACAAGAAGAGGUCGGAACAGGCAAGAAUGGCGGCGAGGGUGGUCCAGGCGGGGAGGAGCCGCCCAAGCAGAGCAGGACAGGCGCCGCAGUGACCGCGGGUGCCAGUGCCGCAGCCUAUGGCUACGAACAGUCCCCGGAAGACGAUACAAGGAGCGACGACGAGAUUGCCAAGGACGAUCAAAUGAUGGUCCUGACCAAGAAGAUGAUCGAAAUCCGCAACAUUCUAUCCAAGGUGGGGCAGGCCAGUACCUUGAACCUACCGUCAAUUGUUGUCAUUGGCUCGCAGUCUUCGGGCAAGAGUUCGGUGCUGGAAUCUAUAGUUGGUCACGAAUUUCUUCCUAAAGGAACAAACAUGGUGACUCGACGACCCAUCGAGUUGACCUUAAUCAACACACCCGGUUCGAACGCAGAGUACGGCGAGUUUCCGGAUUUGGGACUUGGCAAGAUUUCGGAUUUCUCAUCGAUACAACGAACUCUCACGGAACUCAACCUAGCUGUGUCGGACGCGGAGUGCGUCUCUGAUGACCCUAUUCGCCUGUCUAUAUCGUCUCCUCACGUUCCCGAUUUGUCACUGAUUGAUCUGCCCGGGUACAUCCAGGUCGUUGGCCAGAAUCAGCCUCUGGAGUUGAAGCAGAAGAUCUCAGAACUCUGCGACAAGUAUAUCCAGCCACCAAAUGUCAUUCUCGCGAUUUCAGCGGCUGAUGUGGAUUUGGCGAAUUCCACGGCCCUCAGAGCUAGUCGCAGAGUUGACCCUAGGGGAGAGCGCACCAUUGGUGUUGUUACGAAGAUGGACCUAGUAGAUCCCAUCAGAGGCAUGUCAAUCUUGAAUGACAAACAGUAUCCGCUGCGCCUUGGCUAUGUUGGUGUUGUGUCACGAGUUCCGACUACUACUGGCCUCUUCAAGAAGGGAAAUGCAAACCUGACGAGUGCCAUUACCAAAAACGAGAACGCAUACUUUUCGGCUCAUCCCUUAGAGUUUGGACCCAACUCGGAUGUAAGCGUCGGAACUACGACGCUGCGAAAGAAGCUUAUGCAUGUGCUUGAGCAGACCAUGUCCGCGAGUCUGCAAAGCACAAGCGACGCUAUCCAGCAAGAGCUAGAAGAAGCGACAUAUGAGUUCAAGGUUCAGUACAACGACCGACCGCUUUCGGCCGAAUCCUACCUCGCCGAGAGCUUGGACGCCUUCAAGCAUUCUUUCAAGCAGUUCGCAACCGAAUUUGGUCGCCCGCAGAUGCACGAGCUACUGAAGAAUGAGCUGGACCAGCGUGUUCUCGAUCUCUUGGCUGCCAGAUACUGGAAUAAGCCCAUCUAUGAUCUUUCGGUGCCAGUUGUAGAACCAGAUAACCUGGCUGAUCUUCCCAAGGCGGACCCGGACUCUCCAUACUGGCAUCGCCGACUCGAUGCCUCUACUUCAUCGCUUACCAAACUCGGUGUCGGCCGUCUUGCUACAACCGUAGUGGCCUCGGCCAUUCAAUCCCAUGUUGACAAACUUGUCAACCAGUCGACCUUUGUCAACCAUCCUUUUGCCCAAGAGGCCAUCACGGGUGCUGCUUCGAGUAUUCUCAACGACAGAUUCUACAGCACGAGCGACCAAGUGGAGAACUGUAUUAAGCCGUUCAAAUUUGAGAUUGAUAUGGAGGAUCGCGAGUGGGCACAUGGACGAGAGCACGUUCAGGGCGUUCUGAAGAAGGAACUUGAGGCCUGCGAAGGUGCACUCAGAGGUUUGGAAACUAAUGUUGGCGGGCGCAGAAAGUUGAAGGAGGUCAUGUCCUUUGUUGACAAGGCUCGCAAGGGCGAUGUCAUUGUCGAGGGCGAGAGCUCAACAGGCGCGGGAGGCUUCAGUGCUGCUUUACUCACCAAAGGCCGAGAAGCAGUAUUCCUCCGCGACCGGGCCGAGAUCAUCAAAAUGCGCAUGUAUGCUGUCAAGUCCAAGCAGUGCGCCAACAUGAAGAACAAGUAUCACUGUCCAGAGGUUUUUCUUGACGCCGUGGCAAGCAAGUUGGCCUCGACAGCAGUCCUCUUUCUCAACGUGGAACUCCUUUCCGAGUUCUACUACAACUUCCCUCGCGAGUUGGAUCAACGGCUCGGCCGACACCUCUCAGAAGAGGACAUUGAGAAAUUUGCUAAGGAGGACCCCAAGAUUAGAAAACACCUCGAGGUGAUCCGGAGAAAGGAACUUCUCGAGCUUGUAUUAGAGAAAAUGCAGAGCCUGAGACAGUUGGAAGGCCGUGAACGGGAAGACAGGAACGCCCCUAAGAAGAAGGCUGGCGACAAACAGAAGGGCUGGGGAAUCUUCUAA
Messenger RNA from Pestalotiopsis fici W106-1, 2772 nucleotides. RefSeq lists its product as uncharacterized. The transcript has 2 exons. Lineage: Eukaryota; Fungi; Ascomycota; Sordariomycetes; Amphisphaeriales; Sporocadaceae. Gene Ontology annotation, cellular component: cytoplasm; microtubule; membrane. The record is from RefSeq and is a predicted model, not a curated record. Bases 1 to 2772 code for a protein of 923 amino acids. Gene Ontology annotation, molecular function: GTP binding; GTPase activity; microtubule binding.